AAUAUUCGUUUCGAAUUCGUUUCGUUAACACCCCUAGGGUUUUAGAGCGGCCACAUCUAGGGUUUAAGAGUUCUACAAAAUCCCCCCAAUUUCUACUUGUUCAUCAUUAGCAAUGUCUGCCAAUGAAACGCCACAGCACGCUGAGCAAUGGAACGAUUCGGAAGAAGAUGAUGACAUGGAGGAACAGAACUGGGAUGAUUUCGUAGCUGACGAAGAAGAUGAUGAAGAGUUUGAUUCUGUCAUGCUCUGUUUGUUCUGUGCUUCCACCUACAAAUCAAGUGACGAGCUUUUUCAACAUUGUAAAGCGGCUCAUUGUUUCGAUUUUUCGAGCCUUAAGAAUGAUCUCAAGCUCGAUUUCUAUGGGUGUUUUAAGCUCAUUAACUAUGUUCGCUCUCAGGUUGCAAAGAAUAGUUGCUGGGCUUGUGGGUGUAGCUUUGGGUCUAAGGAAGAUCUGCAUGGUCAUUUGCAUGAUAUUGUCAAUUUUAAAGAAUGUACACGUCCAUGGGAUGAUGACAAGUAUCUUAACUCCUUCUUGCAAGAGGAUCCUCUUUUGCACAAUUUCUUUGAAGAUGACGAAUACGAAGGGGGUUACAAUGUAUUAGCUGAUGAUGAUGAGCUAGGGAGAAUUUGGAGUGGUACUGAGAGAAUGAUGAUUGACGAUGAGACUGAUUUGGAAACAAUGGCACCUGAAUGUAACUCUCCCUUGGAAGAUGGAUCAAAGCAGAUUGUUUAUGCUUUAGCAACCCAUUCCAUUUCGGAAGUUCCGUUGGUUAAGGAUACCGUGAGCAGCAGCGAUUUAAGCAAUGGUGGCACAUCGUUUAGCUAUCCUAACAAUAAGCCCUUGCAAAAAUUUUCUGCAAAGAUUUCAGAAAAUGAAAUUAUGAAUGUGAACAGAAGUUAUUUUGGAUCUUACAGUUCAUUUGGCAUCCACAGGGAGAUGAUCAGUGAUAAGGUAAGAACAGAUGCCUAUCACAGAGCACUUACAGACAAUCCUUCUCUUCUAAAAGGGGCUGUUGUGAUGGAUGUAGGUUGUGGGACUGGCAUACUAAGUCUGUUCGCAGCCAAGGCAGGGGCAUCUAGGGUUUUUGCAGUUGAAGCAAGUGACAAAAUGGCUGCAGUAGCUAGUCAAAUUGCUAAAGAGAAUGGCCUCUUGUGUGAAAGCAAGGCAGAAGGUAGCAAUGAGUGCUCGGGGGUGAUAAACGUUGUACAUGGUAUGAUCGAAGAUGUUAGUUCAGAACAUGUUAAACCCCAAAGCGUUGAUGUGCUAGUGAGUGAAUGGAUGGGAUAUUGCCUACUCUAUGAAUCAAUGCUCAGCUCUGUACUUACUGCUCGUGAUAAAUGGUUGAAGCCUGGGGGAGCCAUUUUGCCAGACACGGCAACUAUGUUUGUUGCUGGAUUCGCAAAAGGUGCUACCAGUAUUCCAUUUUGGGAAGAUGUAUAUGGUUUCAGCAUGUCUUGUGUUGGCAGGGAACUUGUUGAAGAUGCUUCAAAACAUCCCAUAGUGGAUGUUGUGGAUCCUCAAGAUAUAGUAACUAAUGCUGUGGUUCUACAGACUUUUGACUUGGUGACACUGAAAUCUGAAGAAAUGAACUUCACGGCGACAGUUGAGCUAGAACCAAAGUUCGAUGCCUCUAAAAUUAAUACAGGUUCAGAAUCCAGAACAAUGUGGUGUUAUGGAGUUGUUUUAUGGUUUGAGAAUGGCUUUACUAGUAGGUUUUGUCACGAAAACCCUGUCAUUCUGUCCACUUCACCAUAUACUCCCAGCACACAUUGGUCCCAGACAAUAUUCACUUUCAAGGAACCAAUUGCACUAUCAUCUGGAAAAUCCAAGGCUAAUAUAUCUUCACCUGUUGGUACAGAAGCUAGCCCAGCAAUGAAAUUGCGCUUGCGCAUCAGUAUUGCACGUGCUCUGGAGCAUCGCAGCAUUGACAUUGCCAUUGAAACAACUGCUAUUGGAUUUGAAGGGCGGAAACACAGUUUGCCGGUGCAAAUAUUUAAUUUAUGCUAGAUGACAAUUCUCAUCCGGCACCAGUAGUCCAGAAAAGGCGUAUGAGCAUUACAUUCCCCUUUGAGGGCAUUGAUACAGUGUUGUGCCCUUUUUUCGGUUUUUUCUUGCCCAGGGGUCGAGAUGACUCAAGUUAGGUGUCAUCUUCGAGUGUUAUUGUAUUAAUGUGCCAUAGGCUGAAAGUAAAAUGUUGUCAUAUACCUUAUAUUUAAUUUUUUGUAACUUUAUAGUUCAUAAAUUUUGUUUAGAAUUUAUUUAAAAUUAUGCUCAAUUUGUAACA
Messenger RNA from Daucus carota subsp. sativus, 2285 nucleotides. RefSeq names its product probable protein arginine N-methyltransferase 3. The record is from RefSeq and is a predicted model, not a curated record. Gene Ontology annotation, molecular function: protein-arginine N-methyltransferase activity. Bases 113 to 2008 code for a protein of 631 amino acids. The transcript has 7 exons. Lineage: Eukaryota; Viridiplantae; Streptophyta; Magnoliopsida; Apiales; Apiaceae. Gene Ontology annotation, cellular component: nucleus. Gene Ontology annotation, biological process: peptidyl-arginine methylation.